AUGCAGUCCUCAUCAGACGCGCGGGGCAAAAGAGUCUAUCAGGUGUACAAGAAGGAACAGCAGCUGCUCGAGAACCCUAUGUUGUGUUGUGGCCACGCCGUUAGAAAGUCGCAGAAGUUGCCUGAUUCUUUCUCAUUGAAGAACACCCAUAUCAGAAUCCCGUCGCAGGGAUUGGGCACCUUCCAGGUUGACCCGAAAGUCUAUCCUGAAGGCUCGGUCAAGGGAUCAGUCCUUCACGCCUUGAACGUUGGCUACCGACACAUAGAUACAGCGCUGGCCUAUGGCUGGGGGGAUGUUGAGCGAGGCAUUGGUGAGGCCGUACGAGAAAGUAACAUCUCUCGAAAGGAGCUUUUCAUUGUGACCAAGUUACACAACUGCUUUCACGCCCCCGAGGACGUCGAAGUGGGAAUGGACAUGAGUUUAAAGAACCUGGGAAUGGAUUACGUGGAUCUGUUUCUGAUGCACUUCCCCUAUGCAUACACCAAGACCGGCACUCAAUAUGGUACGCUGCGGAACGCUGAAGGCAAACCCAUUGUUGACGUCGAGCUAUCGCGAGCCUACGACAAGACCUGGGCGGCGAUGGAGAAGUUGGUGGAAAAGGGCAAGACCAGAUUGAUCGGCGUUUCCAACUUUUCCAAGCCGAAGCUGGAGAGGCUCCUUCAGACGGCACGAAUUCACCCAGCAGUCAAUCAGAUCGAGCUCAACGCUUACUUCCCGCAGAAAAAGCUGGUCGAAUUCUGCCAGCGAAACGACAUCCACGUCACCGCUUAUGGUCCUCUGGGUUGCACACCUGUGCCAUAUCUCAUCGGCCGUACUGGACCAGGGCCGCUGCAAGACUCCGAGAUCAAGCGAUUGGCCGCAAAGUAUCACAAAACUCCGGCCCAGGUCUGCCUCUCGCACAUGGUCUGGAGGGGCGUGUCGGUGAUCCCCAAGAGCAAUACUCCGGCUCGCAUCUCCGAGAACUUUGAUUGUCUUUUCCGCAUGGAAGAUGCAGACAACGAAGUAUUGAGCAACCUGAUGGGGGCCAACGGCGAAAAGGGUGUCAGGAAUCUGGAAACCAGAGACUAUCUUGGCUUCGACAAUUUCAACGAAGAAGUUGAAGAGCCAUGA
This is a messenger RNA of Exophiala xenobiotica, 1110 nucleotides long. RefSeq lists its product as uncharacterized. The transcript has a single exon. Gene Ontology annotation, molecular function: aldose reductase (NADPH) activity. Lineage: Eukaryota; Fungi; Ascomycota; Eurotiomycetes; Chaetothyriales; Herpotrichiellaceae. The coding region runs from base 1 to 1110 and encodes 369 amino acids. The record is from RefSeq and is a predicted model, not a curated record. Gene Ontology annotation, cellular component: cytosol.